AUUUCAACCCCGACAACGACGUCAAACAGACGAAUUCCUUAGACAGGUGAAUUUAUGGCACAAAACUUCAAACUUUUCCUGUGUAAAAAUUAUUUUCCCGUGUUUACUGCUUGAAAUUUCGGAACUUACUUAGAUCAAGUUUCCCUGUCUAGCUGGGGCUCCAGUUUCAAAAGUUUUCAAAUUUGGACUAAAGUUCAACUUAGAGAUCUUUUUUUAACUGGUACGAUUUAUGAAAGAAUUUUUCAGGGAACAAAAAAGCUGGUAAAAUACAUUUUUAAACAUAAAAUUAAAAAAAAACAAUGUUAUUAAAAUUUGAGUUUUCAAAAAAAUUAUGAACUUUUUUUUUUCAGAAAUAUACCAAAAAAUAACGUUUUCAGAUUUUCAAAAGUUUGAAAUACUGGUUUUUACAUAAUUUUCGAAGUAUUUUUUUUAACUUUCUGAACAAAAAUUUUGAACAAAAGAAAUUUUUUUUUUGAAAAAAAAACUGAGUUUUUUUUCUAUUUUUUUAAGAAUUUUAUUUAAAAAGCUCCCAGACGCCCCUAAACGUGCAAAAUGUCUCGUAGCAAAAUGUCUCGUAUAACCAAUUAAUACAUUAUUUCCGUAAAUCGACACAUGCGCUACAGUAGUAAUUUAAUGAAUUACUGUAGUUCUCGCUAUGAGAUAUUUUGCGCGUCAAAUAUGUCGUGCAAACGCAUUCUCAGAAUUCUGUGUUCCCGUAAUAAUGCACUUUCAGAUCUAUUCUUUUCUAGUUCAAAGUGCCGCUAAAACUAAAUUUUUUUGUAGGGACAUGAUUAAAACGUCAUUGUUUCAAAUGACAUAGUUUCAGUAGAAAAGUCAAAAAGUGGCCUGGAAUACUUUUCUUGGUAACAAAAUUCUUAAAAUUUUGUACUGAACAUUUUACAGUCUCCCGACUCCAAACUACCACUAGAUCAUGUUUAAUCAACAAAUUUUUUUGUCUCGUUCGAAAAUAAAAAUGUAAAAACUAUUUGCCCUCAGUAAGUAAAUUUCGUAGAAAGGUCGACUCGGGCUCGGCGGAAAAUGGAAAACCAACAAACUGCUUCUUCUCCUUCACCGUAUACUUUAUUUGAGAGGUGCUCUCAGUUCCAAACCCUUUCGUUUUCCUGUUUUCUCUGAUGUCUCUCAUGCGAGAGGAAGCGAACAGGAGAUGGAGAGAGAGAGAGAGAGAGAGAGAGAGAGAGAGAGAGAGAGAGAGAGAGAGAGAGAGAGCGGAAGAAUGCAAAGAAUUUAAAAAUCGCCAGGCGGAGGGGGACAUGUCUUGAGGUGCCCCCAUCAGUUCCAAUCACUUUUCCCCCGUGGCUCUAAAAUGUUCCUGUGCAACGCGACAACUGUGGCUCCACCGCUGACUUGCUGGGAUCCAUAUUGGGAUUCAAAAUGCGCCGACAUGUCACGGUCGAUUGACUCGUCGAGCUCUCGGAUGCUUCCAUCUCCGAUCACAAACUUCGUGACACCUUCCUCGUCGUUCUCGAGCCAUCAGAUGCAUGACAUCUAUUCCCUGGCAGCCAGUUACCUCCAGGCUCCACCACCACCAUACACUCCAACUACUGCUUUUCAUCCACAUAAUGCUCACCAGCUUCUACUACUUCAUAAUAUGACAGCUGCAGUGCAGACGCCCGAAGAUCCGGAUAUUGACGUGGUUGGCCUGGCUGACACGACGAAUCUAGUGUCACUGAAUGACAAGGAAGAUGAGGAGAAGUUGGAUCAGACUACCGAGUCUGAGGAAUCCGAUCGAAUCAGCAUAUCUACCACCGAAGAAUGCCCUCUCGAUCUAACAUUCAAACCAACAUCACUGGACUCUCCAACAUCUUCCACUUUCAUUCCACUCCGACCAUCUGUGAUCAUUGAUCAUCACAUUCCGAAACCACAUACAUCCGUGCGAAGAUCAAUGUCAUCUGUCUCAUCAUCCGCUUCGUCCACCCAGGAAGAGGUCGCUGCUCACUUCAGACGAUCCCUGUCCGGAAAAUGGCCAAAGAGGUGUAAAGUGAAUUCGGAAGAGGCUCGGAAUUCUCCACUGAGACGCCGUCCAUCAUUCAACACCCAUACUUCUGUAUCCUCGUUGUCCGUUCAUUCUGUGUCUCCAACUCCGCCGGUCACCUCGUCUGCGCAGACGAUUAUUGUGAAUAAUCACUGUUCUGACACAACCCUCUCGGUGGCCGAUCAUUUCCGUCGCGCCCUGCUCGGAAAAGGGCUCUUUGAUUUUCAACGGAAAUCGAAUAAGUGAAAACUUAUACAUUAUUCUCUCUUCCCUCCACCAUCAUAUUUGUUCUGUAUAUUUUGCACAUUUAUUUUUUUUUGCUCAUUACCCAUUACAAUUACUCACAAUUUAUUUUACGCCCAUGACUAUUAUUUUUCCGAAUUUUCCCUCUUUUUUUCAAUUGUGAUUCAAAAAAAGUCAAAAGUCCCCCAGCACAUUCCCACCCGGUUAGAGAUAUAUUUUCUUAUGUCUAUGUCAUUCGUCAUCCAGUUUUUUUGUAUUUUUAUUUUGAAACAGAAAUAAUUAAAUACUCUGAAUUUAAAAAAAAGUGUACCUAAAUACACGGAUAAUUAGGCACAAAUAUUUAAUAUCAAGUUUUAUUAUUUUAUGUCAAAUCAAAAUUCAAUAAUAC
Caenorhabditis elegans is the source of this 2624-nucleotide messenger RNA. RefSeq names its product Flocculation protein FLO11-like (gene R08C7.12). The transcript has 6 exons. The record is from RefSeq and is marked reviewed. Bases 1325 to 2239 code for a protein of 304 amino acids. NCBI's taxonomy places the organism in Eukaryota, Metazoa, Nematoda, Chromadorea, Rhabditida, Rhabditidae.